AUGAGUUACAAUUAUUUCCUGAUGCAAUACAAGAUUAAUUUUUAUUUUAUUUUAUUAAUUUUAUUAAAUGGAGUAAUGUGUCAAAAUUAUUUCCUGUUGCAAUAAAUAUUUUAUUGUAAGUCAAAAUUAUUUUCUGUGGCAAUAAACAUUUUUUUAAGUCAAAAUUAUUGUCUGUGGUAAUAAGCAUUAUACUACAAAUGCCUGUAAAUCGGCUUUACUUGUACUUAACCCAUAUUAUUCCCAUAUUAAGUCGAUUUUCCAGUCCAGGCCAGCCGCCCAAAUCCGACUUCGGACACCAACCCCUGGAAAGCGAAACGGACUGCACCGCGCCGUGAUGAAUUGACAACUUUAUGUGUUUGCUGAGAUAUUUAAUAACCCUGAAUAUUGGCAGUUCAUAGUGUCUUUUGGCUGUGUUAUAAACUGAGUAGGAAUAUGGGGAAUAAGCCGGCUAACAGUCCUAAGGGUCAGCCGCCAGAUGCCGACGGCCAUUCUUCAGUGUCUGACCUUGCCAACUCGCUCACUGGAGACAUGGUGAUGUUGUCUCCGGGGUCGGAAGACGACGAUCACGAAGGUCCAGUGAGCGAGAAACUGGGCCGGAUUCAGUUCAGCUUGGGCUACAGCUUCCAAGACACGACUCUGACGGUGAAGAUACUCAAAGGUCAAGACCUGCCCGCUAAAGACUUCUCUGGGACCUCCGACCCCUUCGUCAAAAUCUACCUACUGCCCGACAGAAAGCACAAACUCGAGACCAAAGUCAAGAGGAAAAAUCUCAACCCUCACUGGAACGAAACCUUCCUUUUUGAAGGGUUCCCCUAUGAGAAGGUGCGGGAACGAACGUUGUAUCUCCAGGUGCUGGAUUACGAUCGCUUCAGCCGUAACGACCCGAUCGGAGAGGUCUCCAUCCCUCUGAAUAAAGUGGAGCUCGGACAGCUGAAGUCCUUCUGGAAGGAUCUUAAACCCUGCAUGGAUGGAGCCGGAAGACGUGGCGAUCUGCUGUUGUCUCUGUGUUAUAACCCCACUGCCAACACCAUCACUGUUAACAUCAUAAAAGCUCGCAACCUCAAAGCCAUGGACAUCGGGGGCACCUCAGACCCUUAUGUCAAAGUAUGGCUAAUGCACAAAGACAAGCGAGUGGAGAAGAAGAAGACAGUGACCAUAAAACGCUGCCUGAACCCCGUUUUUAACGAAUCCUUCCCUUUUGACGUGCCCGCACAUGUUCUCCGAGAGACCACCAUCAUCAUCACCGUCAUGGAUAAGGAUCGACUGAGCCGCAAUGAUGUCAUUGGAAAGAUCUACUUGUCAUGGAAGAGCGGUCCUGCUGAGGUCAAACACUGGAAGGACAUGUUGAGCCGGCCACGUACAAAUGUGGCGCAGUGGCAUGCCCUCAAAGCCUGAUUCGCCCUCUCCAUCUCCCAUUUUUCCCUCCAACCCCAUUUGACCUUUGACCCGAAACCCCGUCCUUAUGCACAAGACUAACUUGCUGCCAGACGGCACAACACGGGUACUUUUAGCCAUCCACUCUUGUAACCUUUAACCUUUGAGCUUCUGAAUCUCUCCUCCACUUUCAUCUCGAUUUACUCUGGUAACAUGUAGUAUAAAGGCCUGCUUAUUUACCAGUUGCUAAUUACACAACGGUUCUUUGAUAUUUUGUGCAUUAGCAUCCGUUCGGGACUCUGGGAUAGUCGCGAAAUCCAACAAAGCCAUUUAAAGAUGCUCCGAGAGCGCUCAUGCCGCAACUACACGUUACCAGGAUGAUGUUUUCUUCCUGUUUUGUUUUUUUUAGCUGUCAUUCCCCCGUGUUCCUCAGGCUGGAGAGGUCUGACAUCUUUCUGAUGUGUGAACGCGUCACCUCGGCCCCGUCCCUCGUCUCGUUCAACCAUGCCCACGUCUAGACCCGGAGGCUCAUGGGAGCUCAUUUGGCAGCCUUUAAAUUGGCCACCGCUGAAACGGAUCAAGUCGCAGGAACUCUGGGAAUUGUAUUUUUCCAGGUCUCAGACAUCCCAUGCGCGUCCGACGGCCCCGGAGGGCCGCUGUAAUUAAAGCCAUGAGGGGAAAUGCGACGCCCUCUUGCCAUUACCAGUCUCAUUUUUUUCUCGUCACCAUUUAUAGUUGUUUUUCUCGAAAUCCCCGACCUCUCCAAGCCUUUUCCUCAUCUUUCCCACUUGAACUGAUUUUCCGUAUCUUUGUUCCUUCCAUCUCUCGUUCUAUCUAUCCUCCCUUCUCUCUUUCUUCUUCUUCUUCUUCUUCUUCUUCUAAGUAAACAGCUCCAAUUGGUUCAGCUGAAAGCCGCAGACAUUGAAAUCUUACGCCAUCUGGAGACUUACAGACAGCAAAUGGACUCCACCAUCCUUGUCUCUUUUGCUUUUUUCUCUGUGGUUUCUCUUUAUCGCUGGCACAAUAGUAGUGAAGUCCCUCUUUUUCUUGGGAUCCCUUGUUGUCCGUGUGCUGUGAGUGACGUGUUGUAGAUCCAACCGAAAUAUCGUUAAAAACAUUAACCAACCAGGGUGGAGAAAAGAAAACAACUUCCUCAAAGGAUCGUUCCAGGUCUUCUGGGACUUUUGGAAGAAAAUCCAGAUGUAAGGGGAAAAAAAAUACACACACAUAGAAAAAAAACUUGAUGUCAUAUUUUUUUUUUCUUUCAUAAAAAGGACAUUUGAAGAAACCAAUCAGAAUUGUUCUUCCAGAUUUGCUGUGAACUAUAGAAGCAAAGAGUUUGUUGAUUUUGCGCCGGAUAGUUCUCGCCACACUUUGCUCUAGUGACGUGUUUCUUUGUGUGUGUGUGCACUAAUAGGGGCUCAUCUUUUACAGAAACCCCAUCAAAAACCUGCCUUUACCCGCGUAUGUGUGCGUAUGAGACUGUGUCAGAGGUAGAUGGGAUGAAUCUCACGGAAACAUGUCCUGGUCAUGUUUUAUCCCAAAAUCAAGAGUGAGAAAAAAAGAAAUAAUUUUUUGCCAAUUAGGACAAUUACAUUUUUUUUUAUUGUGAGAUUAUGUUCAUGAUAAUUAAACAUAUUUUACCCCCAAAUGCUUUACCAUAAAUAACUAAUUCAUUUAACUUUAUAAAUUAAUUUUUUUUUUUAAUACAGCAUUUUUUAUUUUAAAUGUAAAUAUGCAUAAAUUAAAGCCUGUACAGCAAAUAACUACCAUGUUUAAAUAUUUUACAAUUAAAAUAAUAUUUUUAUUUAGGUUAUAUACAGUGUGUAUAUAUAUAUAAGUGCUGUCAAAU
This is a messenger RNA of Megalobrama amblycephala (Wuchang bream), 3226 nucleotides long. It is a transcript of the gene syt7a, whose product is annotated as synaptotagmin VIIa. Gene Ontology annotation, molecular function: clathrin binding; calcium-dependent phospholipid binding; calcium ion binding. Lineage: Eukaryota; Metazoa; Chordata; Actinopteri; Cypriniformes; Xenocyprididae. The record is from RefSeq and is a predicted model, not a curated record. Gene Ontology annotation, biological process: regulation of dopamine secretion; calcium-ion regulated exocytosis; vesicle fusion. Gene Ontology annotation, cellular component: synapse; membrane; synaptic vesicle. Bases 433 to 1395 code for a protein of 320 amino acids. The transcript is spliced from 7 exons.